CAGCGCGCGCCGCUCGCAGCCGCCUUUUCUGCCACCAACUGCGUCUCUCACUCGCGGCGCCGGCACAGCGACAGGCGCCCCGCGCUUGCCUCCUCCCCGGCCGGGCCGCCUCCUGCAGGCAACGCUCAGUCCGCGCGGGGAGCUCAGCCCGGCGCCCCGCCUCGGCGCCCAUGACCAGCGACUUCCAGAAGUCCUGACGCCCCAGGUGAGCGGCCGAGUUCCCCAGGGAACUUUGAGGAUGUGGGGAGAAGGAUAGCCAGGGGACGGGUCUUUCCAGAAGAGGAGAAAUGGAGCCAAGCUUGACUCCGACCCUCCACUCCCCCCAUACACACACCCUAGUCUCUCCUCCCAGACCCCCUUCGCAGGGGUCUCUGGGCUCCAGGGCUCUCCAAGCUUCGCAAUGGCAGAAACUUCGCUUUCAGCACCACGGACAGCGUAUCCACUGCCCAGCUCCCUGGAAAGGUCCUGGUCGCGCAGCCACAACCCGGGCGGCACUCUCCCAGGAUGACACUCCUAGCUGGUGCACUCGUAUGCGUGUGCAAAUACAGGCAUCCUUGGAGAAUUGAUCCGUGUGCAUGUGAGUGCAUGUUGUCCUGGUGCAUAUUUGUGCAAAAACUCAGAAGUCCGCAUGGGUAUUUCACUCACUUACUCAACAGGGUGCAAAUCCGGCCGCAAUGAACGCGAGUGCCGCCUCGCUCAACGACUCCCAGGUGGUGGUAGUGGCGGCCGAAGGAGCGACGGCGGCGGCCACAGCAGCAGGGGGGCCGGACACCGGCGAAUGGGGACCCCCUGCUGCGGCGGCUCUGGGAGCCGGCGGCGGAGCUAAUGGGUCUCUAGAGCUGUCCUCGCAGCUGUCGGCUGGGCCACCGGGACUCCUGCUGCCAGCGGUGAAUCCGUGGGACGUGCUCCUGUGCGUGUCGGGGACAGUGAUCGCUGGAGAAAAUGCGCUGGUUGUGGCGCUCAUCGCAUCCACUCCGGCGCUGCGCACGCCCAUGUUCGUGCUGGUGGGCAGUCUGGCCACCGCUGACCUGCUGGCGGGCUGUGGCCUCAUCUUGCACUUUGUGUUCCAGUACGUGGUGCCCUCGGAGACUGUGAGUCUGCUCACGGUGGGCUUCCUUGUGGCUUCCUUCGCCGCCUCUGUCAGCAGCCUGCUGGCCAUUACGGUGGACCGCUACCUGUCCCUGUAUAACGCGCUUACCUAUUACUCGCGCCGGACUCUGUUGGGCGUGCACCUCCUGCUUGCCGCCACCUGGACCGUGUCCCUAGGCCUGGGGCUGCUGCCCGUGCUGGGCUGGAACUGCCUGGCAGAGCGCGCCGCCUGCAGCGUGGUGCGCCCGCUGGCGCGCAGCCACGUGGCGCUGCUCUCCGCUGCCUUCUUCAUGGUCUUCGGCAUCAUGCUGCACCUGUACGUGCGCAUCUGCCAGGUGGUCUGGCGCCACGCGCACCAGAUCGCGCUGCAGCAGCACUGCCUGGCGCCACCCCACCUCGCCGCCACCAGAAAAGGUGUGGGUACGCUGGCUGUUGUGCUGGGCACUUUCGGCGCCAGCUGGUUGCCCUUCGCCAUCUAUUGCGUGGUGGGCAGCCACGACGACCCGGCGGUCUACACUUAUGCCACCCUGCUGCCCGCCACCUACAACUCCAUGAUCAAUCCCAUCAUCUAUGCCUUCCGCAACCAGGAGAUUCAGCGCGCCCUGUGGCUCCUGUUUUGUGGCUGUUUCCAGUCCAAAGUGCCCUUUCGUUCCAGGUCCCCCAGUGAGGUCUGAAGGGCUCGCUCCGUGUCCUCUCACCAACACCACACCCCCAACAAGCCAGCCUUUGGUAAGCUUGGUGCCUGCUGAUGAACUCUGAGAUCCCAAUGGUGUGAGUCUGACUGUGGAAAGAAAAAGGGACUAAAGAAAAAUUCAACAAACUCACAAGGACAAAGAGGCUUGUUGGCACUUUACAUAUACAGUGUAUACAUGUGUACAUAUAUAUACAAAUAUUUGUAUCUUCUGGAGGUGUUCAGGAUGUGGAGCUUCCUAUUCUGUGAAAAAACAAGAAAAAGAUAUGAUUGUAUACUCAAAUUGUACAUCACAUUUGUCAAACGAAGACAUUCCAAUACUGCUUAAUUACAGCACUUUAUUUUUAGCUGCUGAACUGCCAAAACAGUGUUGCCAUUUUCAAGGGCAGAGAAAAGGGAGUAAAAGGUGUAUUUUUGUUGUAUGUGAUAGAAUAUUUUGCUGCACAUGCAUCAACAAAUUACAACAUAUUUUGUACACGAAUAAACCCAUUACAAGAAUGUAA
Messenger RNA from Piliocolobus tephrosceles (Ugandan red Colobus), 2283 nucleotides. RefSeq names its product G protein-coupled receptor 6 (gene GPR6). Gene Ontology annotation, biological process: G protein-coupled receptor signaling pathway. NCBI's taxonomy places the organism in Eukaryota, Metazoa, Chordata, Mammalia, Primates, Cercopithecidae. The record is from RefSeq and is a predicted model, not a curated record. Gene Ontology annotation, cellular component: membrane. Gene Ontology annotation, molecular function: G protein-coupled receptor activity. The coding region runs from base 675 to 1763 and encodes 362 amino acids. The transcript has 2 exons.